Molecule: messenger RNA, 834 nt
Organism: Gastrolobium bilobum
Lineage: Eukaryota; Viridiplantae; Streptophyta; Magnoliopsida; Fabales; Fabaceae
Exons: 3
Coding region: 213-665 (150 amino acids)
Source: RefSeq, a predicted model, not a curated record
UAAACCCUAGCGCCGCGAGGUAGAGGAUUUAUCUGAAAUUCUGAAUCAAAGGUUGUUGGAAAUUUCAAUGGGGAUGUUCAUGUUUCCGAAGCAUAAAUAAGAAUAACCAGUUUUAAACAGCGUGGUGUAAUCAUCUUUAUUCUACACUAUGCUACCUGUCUACUGGUAUAUGAAUGUAAUGUGUCGUUGAAGAGGUGAAAAAAGUUGUUGAUAUGGAACAACAGAAUGUACCAUCCAUUUCCAAUGCAAGACCAAAUCCACCAUUCAUUUCCAAUGCAAGACCAAAUCCAACCCAGAAAAAGAAGCUUCCAACGCCGAAAGAGUUGGUAUCCCACUAUGAAUCUCAAGGGAUGGAUUCGCAAGAAGCCUCCAUUAAGGUCAUAGAGGAUCUACAGAAGGCGCUGGUUGGAGUUAUCUCCUCUGGUAGAGGUAAAAAAGACAAGCUCUUGUCCGAAUCUUCUAGGAAGAUGGAUGCUGUCAACAAUAGAAUAACCAUUCUUGACAUGAAGCUUGAUUCGAAACCCGGGUACGCUGAGACUUUUGCAAUUGGGCUUGCCUCUGGAGCUGCUCUCAGAGGGAUUGGAGCAAUCAUGCCCCAUAUUCUUGCUCCUCUUGCUCAGAUAUGGAAUUCUGUAACAACAGCCACCAAAUCUUCUCCGCAAUGAUAUUUUAAUUUCUCACUAUGUACCUUUUUUAGUUUGUAAAAAACAAAAUGAAAAAAAUGUGCUACAGUAUUUGACGUUAUAAUUCCCUGCUUUUCAAAUGGUACAUGGAGAAACAUAAAGAAAAUUAGCACAUAAGUUCAGCAUAGUAGCCGUUACAGUCAAUAUGUCC